Messenger RNA from Drepanopeziza brunnea f. sp. 'multigermtubi' MB_m1, 1767 nucleotides. The record is from RefSeq and is a predicted model, not a curated record. NCBI's taxonomy places the organism in Eukaryota, Fungi, Ascomycota, Leotiomycetes, Helotiales, Drepanopezizaceae.
AUGGCAGGUACCCUAUCAGGCAGGGUGUUUACAAUAUGCACUGAGAUCUUGGCGGAGUUGGAGAGGGAGAAGGAGAGGGUUAAGGAGCUUAAGGCGCGUUUGAAAGCUGCGCGGAAAGAGAUUGGCGAGUUGAAGGCCGUUGCGGCAAAGGGGCUUACGGGUGGGGAAGGAGAGGUGUCUAAGGAUGGUGGUGGUUUGGAGGCAGGAGUGAUCGUUAUUGACGAUGAGGAUGAUGAGAUCGAUGGGGACGUAGAUGAUUACGAGGAUGAUGACGGGAGUGAGGGAGAGGGCGAGGAUGAGGGCGAGGAUGAGGGUGAGGCUGGUGGUAUUACUCACGGCGAUGCUUUGGGCGACUUUAAAAUGAGCUUGGUGGUAAAUGGUGGGCUGCGGUUGGUCAUCGAGAACCGGCUUGGCUUUGUAUUGGCGUUUUAUCAGCGAAAGCUGGUCUCUGACCCAUGUGUAACCCUCGAGUUCGGAGUCCCAGGUGACUCUACUCGUAUCCCAGGUGUAUCCAAAAAAGUAUUUAACCUCUGGGCUCAUGAGAGGAACGCCGAGCUUCUUCACAAGAUCUCUUCUCUUUUAUAUCAAACUCUACACCAAACACCACAACGGAAAAACAUGAUAGAUGAACCCGUCAAGUCCAGAGGCUUGGACUCGAAGAAGGGGGCCAAGAGAGACCGAGAGAAGGACCAGAAAAGAGAUCCCAAGAAUCGCGACAAAGACACAAAGCGCGAAGGCUCUCAAACUCCAAGCGGUAAGGGGUCGCUAAACAAGGUCAAGAAGCACGAUGGUAACUUCGAAGAUAUCGCGAGGUCCGCGGUGCCACGUAGUAGCGCAUUCCGAGAUACGCCUCGAGUUUCGGAGCCCAUUAAGAAGAAGAAGCAGCAUAAGCCACCUCUCGAAUUCGAGUCUGUCAUUCCGCCCAAGCCGCCGGCUCCGACCCAAAACACCCAUCGGCAACCGAUGCACGCAGCUUCAGCUUCCACGUCGUCGGCCACCAAGAUCAUGACGGCGUACACCAGCCCCCAGGACAUCGAGAUGGCAGAGAGCCAACUGCGAAUCCAGAGCUUGCAUGGCGAAGAGCGCGUCCGACAAGAGAAGUGGGCGAUCGAGAAGCUAUCUCACCACGGCGCGUGUCCCGCGGGAUACAAGUGGCAUCCUUACAACAAGGGCGUGGAUACGCGUGGUAGGCUUCUCGACGGCUAUCGCUGUCGGGGUGGGAACCAUAUGAUUACCCACGCCAUAGUGGCUGGCGGGAGGAACGACUACUAUUGCUCCGCCGCGAACCUGGCGUUCCUGGUACAGUUGCAAUGGCAAUGCACUGCUCUCAGUCCCCUUCAGACGCCGCCGCCUAUGCGGUACCCUGGCAUGCAAGCACCUUUGGGGAUGAUCAUGGUCCUUGGCCAGCAGCAGUUCCAGCAAGUACAGAUGCAGCAGCCGAUGCAUUUUAUUCAGCAGCCUGGGCAGCCUAUCCUGCUCAAGUUCAACCUCCCCCUCCUCCUCCCCCUCAACUCCCACAAGCUCCACGGCCUCCUGCCGGCUAUGACCUCUGAAAAGCGCAGUCAAGAAAGCACGCCCAAGAUCAGGGCGCCGCAUUCGCUGCCUUUCCAGCAAAUGGGUGCUCCCAUCACCACGGUUCUGGCCCCAGGUGACGCCACAAAUACGAGGAUGCUGAACUACUUCAACGCCACUUAUUUUCAAUUUUUAUUGAGAGAGAGUCGAGAUACCAGGAGAGUGAGCGCAAUGUCGUUGAGAUGUGUAGUGUGA